AGUCUAUUCCUUUUUGAACUAUUAAAAUAAAUUAUUUUAAACCAAUCAUAUGGACUCUUUCCACAGACAUGUCUAAAACAUGAACUGAUUCGAGAGAUAAAGACAUUAAAAUAUACAUAUUUUCAACAUUUUUAAAGCUAAAAAACAACAAAGAAAAGAGAGGUCAUUUUUAAAUGAAUUUAUUCAUUUCAGAUCCCGUUGGGAAAUGCAGGCUUGGACCAUCACCAAACAUUCGCCAACUGGAUGAGCAGGAAGUGAGAUCUCACCAUCAACACAACACAGCGCCUCCCAGAGGUCUGGUGCAGACCGACAGUCCAAACUUCCUCUGCAGCAGCCUCCCAAAGCACUGGAGGUGCAACAAAACCCUGCCCAAGGCUUUCACUGUGGUUUCCCUUGGCAACGACGUGCCAGACGGCGUUGCUGUGACAGUGAUGGCUGGCAAUGAUGACAACAGCAGUGCUGAGCUACGCAAUGCCACGACCACCAUGAAGCAGGGCUGUGCCCACUUCAACGACCUGCGCUUCAUAGGUCGCAGCGGCAGAGGCAAGAGUUUUAUCGUGUCAAUAAAUGUGAUGACCUCACCUCCUCAGAUCGCCACCCUGCACCGAGCCAUCAAGAUAACGGUGGAUGGACCUCGGCUACCGAGACGACAAAGACUGAAGUCAGGAGUGUUCAGACCUUCCAGCCGCAGCUCCGCUGCCUCAUCUGACUGUAGGUCCUAUUCCUCCUCUCUGUGGACCAGUGACCCAUCGUUUCUGGGCCAGGUGACCUCUCUGACGUCGUCCUUUCCUCCAGCUCCCAGAAUGCAUCACCUGUCUGCGCUCCCUUACUCCACCCAGACUCCUUCCUACGGCCCCUACCUGUCGUCUCCUCUCGCCCCCCCUCCGCUGAGCCACGGUGGCUCGUUCCAGCCGGGAGGCUUCUACUACGGGCCGGCCCAGCCGGCCCCGGCCCAUGGGGAGGACCGCAGCGUUUCAGCCCUGAGCAGCUACACCGAGGCCGGGGGUUUCCCCAUGAGAGGGGACGAGCCCGUGUGGAGACCUUACUGAGGAUUGGAUCUGCAGACGUUAUUGUUCUUCUCACCAACUGUUUAUCUGUUAGUGUACUAUUUUAUUGAUUACUUUGAAUAUUUGUUUUAUAACUCAACAUUUAGAUUGUGUCAAAUAAUAAAUAAAUAAAUCA
Molecule: messenger RNA, 1182 nt
Organism: Cololabis saira (Pacific saury)
Lineage: Eukaryota; Metazoa; Chordata; Actinopteri; Beloniformes; Belonidae
Gene: runx2a
Product: RUNX family transcription factor 2a
Exons: 5
Coding region: 174-1049 (291 amino acids)
Biological process (GO): regulation of cell differentiation; hemopoiesis; regulation of transcription by RNA polymerase II
Cellular component (GO): nucleus
Molecular function (GO): ATP binding; RNA polymerase II cis-regulatory region sequence-specific DNA binding; DNA-binding transcription factor activity, RNA polymerase II-specific
Source: RefSeq, a predicted model, not a curated record